This is a messenger RNA of Manihot esculenta (cassava), 3144 nucleotides long. Its product is annotated as auxin response factor 4. NCBI's taxonomy places the organism in Eukaryota, Viridiplantae, Streptophyta, Magnoliopsida, Malpighiales, Euphorbiaceae. Gene Ontology annotation, cellular component: nucleus. The record is from RefSeq and is a predicted model, not a curated record. Gene Ontology annotation, molecular function: DNA binding; protein binding. The transcript has 14 exons. The coding region runs from base 760 to 2934 and encodes 724 amino acids. Gene Ontology annotation, biological process: regulation of DNA-templated transcription; response to hormone.
AGGGACGUGGUGUUUGCGGACAAAAAAUGGAGAGAUAGAGAAGAAGAGGGAAGAAAAAGAGAAAAUGGGGGCGGAGAAAGCCAGAAGAAGGUUAAAGAAAAACAAAGGAAUUUGAAUGUGAAUAUAGGCAAAAACACGGCCACAUAGAAGGCAUCGGUGACCAAAGUUAGCAAAUAUCGCCAACCCAAAAUAAAGACAGUACAGUGACUCGUGGCUGUACCGCCUGCCCAGAGAUGAUGAAAUAGUACUACUGCUGUGUCCAAAAGGAGGCACAAAUCCACCCUCUCCCUCCAUCCCACACACGCACACACAUACACAGAGUUUCUCAGAGCACGCUCUACAGCUGUACAACCACCGUACCUCCACCCUCCCAGUGCAAUUGAAUACUCGCUGCAGCUCCACAAGCUCCACCCCAUCUCUCAUCUCUCCCCCCAGAGCACUUAAAAAAAGGAAAAAGAGAAAAAGAAAGAAACAGAUAAUAAUUAAACGUUACAUGUUCAUUAUUAUUUAGUUGAUAAAGUUUGUUGUAGAGAGUGGCGGAGGAAGUGGGUGAAAUUUUAGGUUGCGCCACAUUGCACGUUCUUUAGGUGGAUUCAAGACACCUGAUUGUCAAGGCCUCUCUCUGCCUCCUUUUUGUCUUCUUCUACCGGCUAUAGACGACUGUACUCUUCUUCUUCAUUUCCUUGUGUUUUUAUUUUGCCUACCUCCUCCUACAUUCCUAUCUCCAUAGAAAAAGAAAAAAAACACAGAGAUUCAGAGAUGGUUAAGGGUAACGUUAUUUGUGAAGUUGAGGGGUCGAGCAACGAUGUUCUUGUUGAGACCAAAAACUGUAUCGACGAUGGCUUGCCUCCUAACAACCACCACGGUGAUAAAGAUGAUUUAUACACUGAACUGUGGCAUUCAUGUGCUGGUCCCCUUGCUUAUGUACCUCGCGCUGGGGAGAAGGUUGUCUACUUCCCUCAAGGUCACAUGGAACAGGUUGAGGCAUACAUGAACCAAGAUGGUCCAAUGGAAAUGCCUAUCUACAAUUUACCCUCCAAGAUAAUCUGCAAGGUUGUCUAUGUGCAACUAAAGGCUGAAGCUGCAACGGAUGAGGUGUUUGCUCAAAUAACUUUGCUUCCCGAGGUGCAGCAAGAUGGGCUAACGUCAAAGGAUGAGGAAAAUUCCCAGCCUUUACCUCGCAAAGCUUCUGCGUUAUCCUUUAGUAAGAAACUCACAUCAUCUGACACAAGCACGCAUGGUGGAUUCUCAGUUCUAAAGCGACAUGCUGAGGAGUGUCUUCCACCCAUGGAUAUGUCUCAAGAUCCCCCAGAGCAGAAACUUUUUGCGAAAGACUUGCAUGGUUCAGAAUGGUGCUUUCGUCAUGUGUAUCGGGGUCAACCAAAGAGGCACUUGCUUACUACUGGUUGGAGCACAUUUGUUACUUCAAAAAAACUUGUUGCUGGGGAUGAAUUUAUCUUCCUUAGAGGAGAAAAUGGGGAACUUCGCAUUGGCGUCCGUCGUGCUUUGAAAUUACAGAACAAUGUAUCAACUACUGUCAUCUCUGCACACAGCAUGCAACAUGGCAUUUUGGCCACUGCCUUCCAUGCCAUUAACACUGGAACAAUGUUUACAGUCUACUACCGUCCUUGGACAAGUCCCUCUGAAUUUAUCAUUCCUUUUGAUCGAUAUAUGAAAUCAGCUGAAAUCGACUUUAAUGUUGGGACAAGGUUCAGAAUGCUCUUUGAAGGAGAAGAAUGUCCAGAGAAGAGGAUUGAGAGAUUUGAAGGCACAAUCAUUAGCAAUGAAGAUGUGGAUCACAUUCGAUGGCCCAUUUCAGAAUGGAGAAAUUUUAAGGUUAAAUGGGAUCCCACAUCAGAUGGAUUUGAACGUCCAGAAAGAGUUUCUUCAUGGAAUAUCGAGCCUAUAGAACCUGUGAAAAGAAAGCGCAUUUAUCUUCAACACCCAUCAAAGAGGUCGCGAGCAAUGGAUGCAUCAUUGUCUGUGUUUCCUAGGAUGGUCAAGGAUGGCUUAUUUCAUGGUCCUGUUGAGCAUGCAACCCACAACCACUCUGAGGUCUUUCAAGGUCAAGAAAAGUGGGACACGGGUGUUCAGAAAAUGGGUGCACUCAAAACACCACUAUCACAUUUGAUUCCUCAGAAUCCUAGUUCAAACAACAAAGCAGUGGGAUUAGGGAAUCAGCUGCAAUUUUCAGUGCAUGUCCCAUUUUUCCCGUGUCCCAGUGGUACUGUAUUAUUUCCUGGUGGAAACAUAGAAAGGUUGGGUCUCCCUAAUUGCUAUUGCCCUGUCCUCAGCUCUUAUGGAGAUCCCGAAAACACCACAAGAAGCAGAAACCUGUCAGUCCCAAGAGCCAACUCUUACAAUUCUGGGCUUCAGGACUUGGGAACUUCAGAACUGAAGGAUGCAAAUGAAGUUCAAAAUGCACCACCAAAUGGUGGCGGCAGGUACAUGCUUUUCGGAGUCGAUUUAGUUAAAAGUCCACAGGAGCUCCCUUCACCACAAGUUGCCACAUAUAGUGACCAUGAAAGCCUUUAUUCUGUUCCCCCAAUGUCCCAGUCCAGCGUUUCAGAACCAUCCAAGAGUAUAUCUGGCGUUAACUCAGAAAAUCAAUGCAAGAAUUGUUGUUCUGCAACCAAUCAGUAUUGCACGAAGGUCCUCAAAUAUGGAGCUGCUGGAAGAUCAGUUGACCUGAGUCGAUUUGAUGGAUAUAAUGAUCUCAUUUGCGAACUUGAUCAGAUGUUUGAGUUCAAAGGAAGCUUAAUUGAUGGGAGUAGUGGGUGGCAGGUAACAUACACUGAUAAUGAAGGGGACAUGAUGCUGAUUGGAGAUUAUCCAUGGCAGGAAUUCCAAUGCAUGGUCCGAAGGAUGUUCAUCUGCACAAAGGAAGAGAUUGGCAAGCUGAAUCCUAACUCACCGAGUGAAGUGUCGCUGUGAUAAGUCUUGCUCAAGUCACUUUGCCUUCUGUUUAGUUUUUGGGCAAUUCUAUAAAUAAAUGAGAAAGAGGUGUGUUUAAUUGUGUAUGUGUGGGAAACUGGGAAUGCAGUAGUUAUAUGUGUGAUAUGCAGCCAAUCGGAUUGCAGAAAAUAGACAUCGAAUAAUCUUGAUGAACCUUUAUGUUUCAAUGUUUAAUGUUGCUUUGUUUUA